Molecule: messenger RNA, 258 nt
Organism: Mixia osmundae IAM 14324
Lineage: Eukaryota; Fungi; Basidiomycota; Mixiomycetes; Mixiales; Mixiaceae
Exons: 1
Source: RefSeq, a predicted model, not a curated record
AUGCUACUGAUAGCGCAAGCUGCGAAGAAUAAUGUCGAUCUUGGUCCUCUCGUUGACCAGUUCAAUUAUGUCCUUGGUCUUGCCAGUACUGCCACUACAAUCACAACCGCUGUGGAUACCGCUGCACCGACCUGCGUCAGCGGCGCGCAAUUUGAUGUUUUCGGCGCGAUUUUGAACUCGCUCAAGAAUCUCGAUGUUAAUCUUCAGAUCCAGUCGAAGUUGCAUCUUGACGAUUACGCAGCUUCGCUCAAUUUUAAU